GGGCGUGCCGCCGAGUCCGCCUCCCCCGGGACCGGCCGCCGGGGAGGAGCCGGCGGAACAGCCGUCCCGGAGGCUCGGGGCGCCGGCGCCCUGGGCCUCUGGGCGGUUUGCGUGCGGCGCGGCUGGUUCCCGGGCUCGUGAGCCUCCCGGCCGACGCGAGUGACAGCGACCUUGUGGAUCGAGAGGGGAGCGCCGGGACGUCCCCCACCUGCCGACCACCACCCAUCGGGCUCUUUUUUCCUCUUUCUCCCACCUUCCGGCCCUCCCCGCCCCAGCAGCCACGCGGCCCAUCCCGGUGACCCGGCGACCGCGGCGGACCGCCCGGAUUUGCAUUUGAACGGAGGACCCUGGAAAGCCCCAGCCCUCGGCCCCCAGAGAGCCGAGGCUCCGCCGGACGGAAGAGGGCCAGCGAGAACCAGCAGGACGCCUCGACGCACUUUCCAGUCCGCGUGAGCCGCAGCGGCCGGAGGGAAAUCCUUGGAGCCGGGGUCAGGAGCCUGUGGAGGAAGCAUCCUGCCUUGUGACCGGAGCUCCGUGGUCAGUGCGGCGUAAAUGGCUCCCCUCCCUGCCGGCAUCCGCUUCAUCAUCUCCUUCUCCCGGGACCAGUGGUACAGAGCCUUCAUUUUUGUUUUGACAUUUUUGCUGUAUGCCAGUUUCCACUUAUCCCGAAAGCCUAUCAGCAUAGUGAAGGGUGAGCUCCACAGGUACUGUACCGCACUGAACGAGGGGGACGUCGAAUUCAGCAGCCAGAGCCAGAGGGCCAGUGACACCCCCCGCCAACAGCCACCAGACAACGAGACUGACUGCAGCUGGGCCCCGUUUGACCAGGACAACUACCAGCAGCUGCUCGGGGCCCUGGACUACUCGUUCCUGUGCGCAUACGCCAUCGGCAUGUACCUGAGUGGCAUAAUAGGGGAACGCCUGCCCAUUCGGUAUUACCUGACUUCUGGGAUGCUGGCCAGUGGUGCUUUUACCGCCCUGUUUGGCUUAGGGUAUUUCUACAACAUCCACAGUUUCGGCUUCUACGUGGUAACUCAGAUCAUCAACGGACUGGUGCAGACCACCGGCUGGCCCAGCGUCGUCACCUGCCUCGGCAACUGGUUCGGAAAAGGAAGGCGAGGUUUGAUUAUGGGGGUCUGGAACUCCCACACGUCCGUGGGCAACAUUUUGGGGUCCUUGAUUGCCGGCUACUGGGUGUCCACGUGCUGGGGCCUGUCCUUCAUCGUGCCCGGGGCCAUCGUGGCAGCGAUGGGGAUUGUGUGCUUUCUGUUUCUCAUCGAACAUCCCAAGGACAUCGCCUGCUCUUCCUCCCUGGUGGCGCAUUCGAGGGGCCACGAGAACGGCGCACACAGAUUCAGGCUGCAGAAGCAAGUCUUCGUGGACGACGAGAACAAGCCCCUGGACCCCGAGAUCCAGUGCCUACUGCUGUCAGACGGAAAGCACCCGGUCCAUCAGAGCCACGUCGUCGUCCUCCCGGCCGACGGCGGGGGCAGCAUGGCCGCCAUCAGCUUCACAGGGGCCUUGAGAAUCCCCGGUGUGAUCGAGUUCUCUCUGUGUUUGCUGUUUGCAAAGCUGGUCAGCUACACCUUCCUGUUUUGGCUCCCACUCUACAUCACCAGUGUGGAUCACCUUGAUGCCAGACAAGCCGGGGAGCUCUCCACCCUGUUUGACGUGGGCGGGAUCUUCGGUGGGAUCCUGGCGGGCGUGAUCUCAGAUCGACUGGAGAAGCGGGCCUCCACCUGUGGCCUGAUGCUUCUGCUUGCGGCCCCCACGCUCUACAUGUUCUCCACCAUCAGCAGAAUGGGCCUAGAAGCCACGAUAGCCAUGCUGCUGCUCAGCGGGGCCCUGGUCAGCGGGCCGUACGCCCUGAUCACGACCGCCGUGUCCGCCGACCUGGGCACGCACAAAAGUCUCAAAGGAAACUCCCAUGCCCUCGCCACCGUGACCGCCAUCAUUGACGGGACCGGGUCUGUAGGAGCCGCGCUGGGCCCCCUGCUGGCUGGGCUCCUCUCCCCGUCUGGAUGGAACAACGUGUUCUACAUGUUGAUGGUUGCAGACGCCUGUGCCUUACUGGUUCAAGGAACACUGACCGCCGAGUCCCCUGGAGGGAGGCGGGCCCGUCCUUCACCAACGGUCUGUCAAGGGAAAGUUCAAAUAAAGGAUCCUGUGUUGGAAAGAAUGAUUGACCCUUGCCUUUUGCACACACACCUGGAAAAGACACAAAGCCGCCUUGAGAAGUCCAGCUGCCGUUUCAGGCGAGCCGUGGGGCUCAGCACCGCGGACAGGAGGCGCGUGGGAAGUGCCCUCACCACGGCGGAGCCGGGGGACACGUGGCUGGGCGGGCGGGUCCCCGGCGGGUGGCACUCAGGUCGGCCUGAGUCUCGGGCGCUCCAGCCUAGGACUUUAGAACGGGCGCGUGUCGCGCUGGCAGGGACCUUGAUGUCACCUGAACGGGCCGUGUCGGGGACCCGAUGCCGCAGCGGGCGCGAGAACGCAGCCAGCACGGAGCCCAGACUCUGGGAGGACGGAAGAAACCCGAUGCCGGGUCAGAAACCAGGAUGGACCUCGGGGCCCUCAGGUGUCCCACAAGACUUCCCGCCACCGCCCCCGGCUCCUCACCGGCCUGGAGAAUUGUCGACGAGUGGGCAGCCGCGAGGCCAUCGGCCUGCCCGUCGAGGGCCCUGGGAACUCCAGGCCCGAACACCCGGAUGCGUCUCCCAUCUGAGCGCCACGGUGGCCGCUGCUGCUGGUCCCUGCGGGGCUCGGGGAGGACGUGGCCGGGGUGGGCGGGCCUGGUGCAGUGAGUCACCUGCGACACGCCAGGCGCCUGGAACUGUCUCCAGCCCCGCGGCACCAGCGUGGGGUUAUUUAUUUAAGAUGUGCUGUGUGUUCUAGAAAUCCAAGAAAAUAAAUGGCAUUUUGUUAUUUAUUAAGACGAACUCUGAUUGUUUUUGGCCAUUUGUCUUCCCAGUUGUUGCCUAGCAGAAUACUUGUCUGCUCUUUGAAAUAAAAUGGUUUUUUAAAGCUUA
Molecule: messenger RNA, 3029 nt
Organism: Felis catus (domestic cat)
Lineage: Eukaryota; Metazoa; Chordata; Mammalia; Carnivora; Felidae
Gene: SLC37A1
Product: solute carrier family 37 member 1
Exons: 19
Coding region: 553-2895 (780 amino acids)
Biological process (GO): glucose-6-phosphate transport; phosphate ion transmembrane transport
Cellular component (GO): endoplasmic reticulum membrane
Molecular function (GO): glucose 6-phosphate:phosphate antiporter activity
Source: RefSeq, a predicted model, not a curated record